AUGGUCACGGCUUAUGUGCAGAAGCGUCAGACGGUCCUCGUGCCGUCGCAGCCGUUCAUCGACAACUAUCUCUUCAUCGUCCCUGAGAUCAAGGACCUGGCCGGGUAUAACAUCAGCAUCGAGGAUGUGCAGGCGACCCUGGAAUGGCUGCGGACGCUCGAGGCUUUGGAGUUGAACAGCUUGGCCCAUCCGAAGGCCGUUGACGAUGUGGUCGGCAAGCUGACAGCAACUGCAGGCGACGGCACCGUAGCGGCAGCGACCGAUGUGACGGAGUGCGUCAUCGUCGCCGAUCCGGACAACAUGGAAGCCAUGGCAACGGCCUAUGUCCUUUUCGAAAUGCUCAGCCCGCUCAUGAUCAAGGUAUUCCGCUAUGUCAUGCUGCCUAUGAGGUUGCGGCCAGCGGCUGUGCAGCGAAACCCAGUUGAUGCGCUUCCACAGAAGCACAGGCAUGGUCUGCUUGCGAAGCCAUGCCCAGAUCCCUGCAAGCACGGAUCCCAACAGCUCACUGCAGCUCGGACCUGGGAGAAAAGUGGAGACCCAGAGCAGUGCAAGCAAGGCAGCAUGACUGUAGCAGUGAUUGCUGGUGUUGAUUAG
Molecule: messenger RNA, 594 nt
Organism: Symbiodinium sp. CCMP2592
Lineage: Eukaryota; Dinophyceae; Suessiales; Symbiodiniaceae
Source: the annotation of a GenBank genome assembly